This is a messenger RNA of Epinephelus lanceolatus (giant grouper), 4737 nucleotides long. The record is from RefSeq and is a predicted model, not a curated record. Lineage: Eukaryota; Metazoa; Chordata; Actinopteri; Perciformes; Serranidae.
AUGCCAAAUAGUGAGCUUGCCUAUAAGCCCAUCGACAGGCAGAAUGCCAAAGAAAAAGGGAUGAUCGCUUGGAUCGCUCAGGGUUUGGAGAAAGUCGUUCCGAAGCCUGAACUGAACAAGAAGGAAACAGCAGCAGAAGCAGCAGCAGCAGCAGCUGAGCCGCCGGCCGAGGUGCGUCCGACAGCAGUGGCUGAUAAAGCUGCAGAGCCGCCGGCCGCUGUCGUGGCAGAGAAAUCAGUCCAACAGGACAAAACUGACACCAAUCCACCGCCACCGCCACCCAGGAUGAUAGACUGGAUCAAACAGGGGAUAGAGAAGGUGGUUCCUCAGCCGGAGCUUCCUGUUCGCUCAAAGACAGAAGUCAGCGAGAAGACUGAAGCUCCUGCUGCGCCUAAAGCCGAGACUCCGGCACCAAAACCUGCUCCGGUACCAAAACCUGCUCCGGCACCAGAACCUCCUCCAGCCCCGAAACCUGCCCCGAAACCUGCCGACGACACAGAGAAGUCUCCCAAAGAAGCAGAGCCGCAGCCCAAUAUGAUGGGAUGGAUCGUCAGUGAGAUCGGUCGUAUGUUACCUCAGCCUGUACAGAAGCAGGACUCGAGCAGCGAUGAGGUGCAGAACAUCAGCAUUGUACAGAAGAAAACAGACCUGGUGCUGGAGGACAUCGGACAGGAAGAGGUCAAGGAGGAGGAGGAGAAGGAGAAGGAGAAAGGAGAUGCAGAGACCCAGAUGGAUCAGAGUGCUCCACUGAUGGUCAGCAUCAAGGAGGAGGUUGGAGAGGCCGUUCUGGCUCAAAUGGAGGAAAGACUGCAGCAGGGUCGUCUGGAGGCUGCCCGAAUUGCAGAGGAGAUGGCCAGGAAGGCAGCAGAGGAGGCGGUCCGACAGCUGGAGGUGGAGCAUUCGGCUAAGAUAGUCAUAGAAACGCUGCCAGAGUCCAACAAGCAACUGCCCAACAUCCUGGAGGAGGAAAACGAAGAUGACCCAGAGUUGCAGAACCUGCAGGAGGACAGUGACGACAGCACAGACAAUAAGUGUCCUGAAGAAAUUAAGAAAACAGCUGUGGAGGAAGAGAAUAAACCUGAUAAGACCAUGAUGGACGUCUGUCCGAUUGAAGACGAGGCCUCUCCUUCAUCAACAGAUGUGGAACCAGCAUCCGAGAGGAGAGACCUGGAGAGUCCGGUCUCCCAAACCAUCACCCAGCAACCAGAGUCACAAGCUGAGGCACCACCAACCUCCACUACCACCACGGAUCAGGCCGCUGCAGCAGAGGGUGAAUGUAGAGUUCCCGACAUUUGUUCUUCGAUUACGAGCUUUCUGCUUCGCUUCCCACGCGUUGCCGAGUGUCUGCAGAGCUGCAGGAGGUUGAUGCAUGAGCAUGACCUUACCCCGUCCAAACUGUCCAUGCCAACUCCACCUCCGGAGCUCGCCCAGCUGACCCAGGAGCUGUCUCAGUUCCCCAAGCAGGCGCGCCAAUGCUGCAUGAGCAUCGCCGGCCGCUUCACACGCCUUACCGCCACCUCCCAGCAGCCUCAGCAGCCUUCCUUCACCCUCCCCAUCAUCACUCCCAUCAUGAUCCACAGCUCCACACUGCUUCACCAUCAGCUGCCAGCUCGCCAUCCCGCAGCUCCGGUGCUGAGGGUGGAGGACGUGGAGCAGGAAAAAGGCCUGAACAUCCCCAAAAUUAUCACCACCUCAGAACCAGAGUUUAGAUCUCUGAGUGUCCCCAACGUCCUGCUGUCAAAGCUCAGUCCCUCAGGUGACCUGUCUGCAGACGAGGAUGAUGAUGAGCCGUCGAAGAGCGGCCUGAAGACCUGGUCCAGUCAGGGAGACCUGCUGACUGCAGACAAUGAGAUCCGCCCUCUGUCAGCAGCCAGUGUCGGCAGCGUCGUGAUCCAGGACCGUCUCAGCGACCUUGUCAGGAUGUUUAGAGGUCGAACGGAGCGUCAGAAAGAGCGGCUGGUGGACCCGGACGAGUCUGAGGAGGAGAGUCCUUCAGCCUCCCCGAGCAAACCUCCACCUCCUCCUCCUCCUCCACCAGAGGAGAAGAAGGAUGACACCCCUGCAGCAGCAGAAGAAGAAGAAGACGAGAAGGAGUAUGUGCUCCCUUUUGAACUUCUGGGACGUCCAGUGAAAAUUCCCAAACUGCCCAAACUUCCCCCAAUGCCCGACUGGCUCCGAGUCAUCCUUGAGUACCGCUUCCCCUCCAGCAUCGACCCGUUUGGUGAUCUGAUCUACGUGCUCUGGCUCUUCUGUGUGGUGGCAGCGUGGAACUGGAAUGUGUGGUUGAUCCCCGUCCGCUGGGCGUUUCCGUACCAAACCCCCGAGAACAUCCACCUGUGGCUGCUGAUGGACUACACCUGCGACCUCAUCUACAUCACUGACAUCCUCGUCUUCCAGCCCAGACUGCAGUUCGUCCGUGGAGGAGACAUCGUGUGUGAUAAAAAGGACAUGAGAGAAAACUACAUGACCACCGAGAGGUUUAAGAUGGACAUCAUCAGCCUGUUUCCUAUGGAGAUAUUUUACUAUUUCACUGGAGUGAACUCUCUGCUGAGAUUCCCUCGUCUGCUGAAGUACAUGGUGUUCUCUGAGUUCAACGACAGAAUGGAGGCUGUGAUGAAGAAGGCGUACAUCUACAGGGUGAUCCGAACCUCCACCUACCUGCUGUACUCUCUGCACAUCAACGCCUGUCUCUUUUACUGGGGCUCAGACUACGAAGGACUCGGAUCCACCAAGUGGGUUUACAAUGGAAAAGGCAACGCUUAUAUCCGCUGUUACUAUUUUGCCGUGAAGACGCUGAUCACCAUCGGAGGGCUGCCGGACCCCACCACUGUCUUUGAGAUCUGCUUCCAGCUCAUUAACUACUUUGUUGGCGUCUUUGCGUUCUCCAUCAUGAUCGGUCAGAUGAGAGACGUGUUCGGAGCUGCGACGGCCGGUGAGAACUACUACCGAGCCUGCAUGGACAGCACCAUCAAGUACAUGACCUCCUACAACAUCCCGCGAGAGGUCCAGAACCGCAUCAAGACCUGGUACGACUACACCUGGAAGAGCCAGGGCAUGCUGGAUGAACAGGAGCUGCUGGUGCAACUUCCUGCCAAGAUGAGGCUCGACAUCGCUGUGGACGUCAACUACUCCAUCGUCAGUAAAGUCGCCCUGUUUCAGGGCUGUGACCGACAGAUGGUGUUCGACAUGCUGACGAGGCUCAAAUCUGUGGUGUACCUGCCCGGAGACUUUGUCUGUAAAAAGGGGGAGAUCGGCAGGGAGAUGUACAUCAUUAAACAGGGGGAGGUUCAGGUGGUGGGCGGUCCCGACCUGCAGACGGUGUUCGUCACCAUCAGAGCCGGCUCGGUGUUCGGAGAGAUCAGUUUGCUGGCGGGAGGCGGAGGGAAUCGACGUACAGCUAACGUGAAGGCGCACGGAUUCGCCAACCUCUUCAUCCUGGAUAAGAAGGACCUGGCAGAGAUCUUGGUGCACUACCCCGAGUCCCAGAAACUCCUCCGCAAGAAGGCCAAGACGAUGCUGACGAAGGAUAAGAAGCCAGAUGAGAAGGCAGCAGGUAAAGAGGCGGUGCAGGUGAUCCCGCCCCGACCGGACACCCCUGAGAUGUUCAAGGCAGCGCUGAAGGUGACGGAGCAGGUGGGAAUAGAGGGCGUCUUCUCCAAACUGAAGACAAGCUACAAACCGUCUGAGAGCUCAGCAGAGGUUCUUCCCUCCAUCUCUCCGGUGCCCCCUCCCUCUCCGAUGCACCGCCGCUCUCCGGUCCCUCUCACCGCGGUUCAGGACGAUGAUGACGCCGUGUCGGAGACGGCCGACAGUUCGGUGAUCAUCAGGAUGACGCCGCGACCACAGGGGGAGGAGGUGCUGACCGUGGAGGUGGCGCCUGGGGACUGAGAGGAGGAGAAGAAGGAGUGAGGAGACAGGAAGCUGUCGUCCUCUCAGGAUUCAGUCGGCUUCCCAGAAUGCCUUUCAGCAGCCUCCGCAGAAGAGACGUGGGUUUCAGGUGGAGGUGGAGAGAAACACGACGGACCCCAGAGCAUCAUGGUCCCUGUCCUCCUCCUGCCAGCUCUGUUUCUUCUUCUCUGGUGGAUUCUCCACACGUCCUCGUCCUCCUGGUGUUAGACACAUUUUAAAUCUGUGCAGAAGAAGAACUCUGAGAACAGUCACACACAUGAUGUCAUCUCAAUAUAUUCAAAUGUUCCUCCUCUCUGGGUGCUUCUCAUUCGCUUUUUACUUGUCUCCUUGUUUCCUUCGCUUGUUUCUUUUCCUCAUGUCCCUCUGAAGGCCGUGAGGACGGACGCAGGAGGAAACAGGAAGUAGUGACCUGAGACGUCAGCUGUCAGUCGGCUUUAACUCGUCUGUGAUGAACUGUACUGCAGAUAUUUAGAGAGGAUAAACUGCUGCUGUAAAGUUAUCGUACGACACGUAGAUCCAGUCAGACGAUCUGAUUGGUUAACUAGACAUUGAGAGCGUGCUCAGAUCAGCGUGAACGCAGCUGAAUAUAAAACCAGUCGGAUGGUUUCGUUGUUGAAUUUGAUUAAAAUCAUCUUUAAUGAAAAUCAUAUCUGGUGUCGUUAGAUUGCUGUUAGCCGACCUGAUGUUAAAGAACAGACCACAGAGGAAAUGUUUUUAAAAGCUAAACGCAGACGGAUAGAGACUGAAGCAGAAUAUUUUGAUAGACAAAUUAAUUUUGGAAAUGAUUACAAAGAUCUUUUUUCAAUAAAUUUUGACCUCUGACUUCAA